Mesitornis unicolor (brown roatelo) is the source of this 495-nucleotide messenger RNA. RefSeq names its product folate receptor alpha-like. Gene Ontology annotation, cellular component: external side of plasma membrane. Lineage: Eukaryota; Metazoa; Chordata; Aves; Mesitornithiformes; Mesitornithidae. Gene Ontology annotation, molecular function: signaling receptor activity. The transcript is spliced from 2 exons. The record is from RefSeq and is a predicted model, not a curated record. The annotation marks the transcript as partial.
GUUGACAGCAGCUGGCGCCGGGAGAGGAUCCUGCACGUGCCGCUGUGCAGAGAGGACUGCGAGCAGUGGUGGGAGGACUGCAAGGACUUCGUGACCUGCAAGGACGACUGGCACAAGGGCUGGAACUGGGCGACAGGAACCAACCGCUGCCCGUGGGGCUCCAUGUGCAGGCCCUUCAGCGAGGUCUUCCCCCACCCUAAGGACCUGUGCGAGAAGAUCUGGUCCAGCUCCUACAGGUACAGCCCGGAGCGGCGAGGGAGCGGGCGCUGCAUCCAGAUGUGGUUCGACCCUGCCCAGGGCAACCCCAACGUGGCGGUGGCCAAGUUCUACGCCUGGAAGAAGAGAUCCUCACCCUCUGGGAUGGAAAACGUGGCGCCGGAGGCCGACGAGGCCGCGCGGCCCCUGCCCUGGCCCGUCCUGGUCCUGCUGCUGCUGCCCCUGGCCCUUGUGGGGGUCCCUGGGGGCUGGGGGUCCCAUGGGUGGGGGUCGCUGUGA